This is a messenger RNA of Talaromyces stipitatus ATCC 10500, 2318 nucleotides long. RefSeq names its product sulfur metabolite repression control protein SconB, putative. Gene Ontology annotation, molecular function: protein binding. The transcript is spliced from 2 exons. Lineage: Eukaryota; Fungi; Ascomycota; Eurotiomycetes; Eurotiales; Trichocomaceae. The record is from RefSeq and is a predicted model, not a curated record. Bases 1 to 2004 code for a protein of 667 amino acids.
AUGAACGGUAGCGGUUCGACUGCGAAGGAAUCCUUGUUCAAUCCGACACCCCGCAAACUCGGCCUUCCCGAAGACAAUACCAUGACUCCUUACAAUGGCGUGCGGUCGAUUUUCGACAACUCCUCUGGGUCACGCCAAUUAACCGACGAACACACAAACCAAGAGCGAGCAAUAUCCAAAGCGAAACUUGCCGACGAGAAUAUAGCGCCUUUCCUGGCCAAACACAUCCCAAGCCAAUAUGCUCCCCUUGGCGCAGAUGCUAGCAAAACGACAGGACCUCCACGCCCUAUGAACUCGAGGUACUGUUACCGUCAUAGGCCUGAUCUAAAAUGUCGGCGGCAAGCUGAUGAACCAUCGAUGGAUCACCUGCAAUGGGAAUUGCAAUCUCUGUCGCAAAGCGAUCAACAAGGUAUAGCUCAUGUGUGGUCGUUGUUUUCAGCUGCCCCCGCAAAACAGCGAGAGCUUAUGCUUCGGGGCAUUCUCGCCCAAUGCUGCUUUCCUCAAUUGUCUUUAAUAUCCAGCAGUGUACGAGACCUCAUUCGUAUCGAUUUUAUUACCGCUCUGCCCCCUGAAAUUUCUUUCAAGAUCCUUUCCUACCUCGACACCGCUUCCCUCUGCCGCGCUGCCCAAGUGUCCCGGGCCUGGAAAUGUUUGGCCGACGAUGAUGUAGUUUGGCACAGAAUGUGUGAACAACAUAUCCAUCGCAAAUGUACCAAAUGCGGGUGGGGACUACCAUUGCUAGAACGCAAACGGUUGCGAGCUUCAAAGGAACAAAUCGAGAAGCGUGCUCUAGGUGUUUCCGUGGCCCCUGACUCAUCUACCAUUGCUGUACAAACGGUUGAUGCAACUUCGGGAGUGAAGCGUACAGCUGAGGAUCUAGAAGGGUCCGAUUCUCAGGUUGUUAAACGCCAGCGCCUACCGACAGAAGAUACUGAACUACACAGAACGAACGUCCGACCCUGGAAGGACGUUUACAAGGAUCGUUUCAAAGUUGGAACCAACUGGAAAUAUGGACGAUGCUCGGUCAAAGUUUUCAAAGGCCACACAAAUGGUGUCAUGUGCCUGCAAUUUGAAGAUAACAUUCUCGCCACGGGCUCUUAUGAUAUGACCAUCAAGAUAUGGGACAUGGAGACCGGCGAGGAACUUCGCACUCUUACCGGCCACACCUCGGGUAUUCGUUGCUUACAGUUUGAUGAUACCAAACUCAUUAGUGGAAGUAUAGAUCGCACUUUGAAGGUAUGGAACUGGCGGACUGGGGAAUGUAUUUCCACGUAUACCGGUCAUCUUGGUGGUAUCAUCGGAUUACAUUUCGAAAAUAGCGUGCUGGCCUCUGGAUCGAUCGAUAACACCGUGAAGAUCUGGAACUUUGAGGACAAGUCUACGUUCCUUCUAAGAGGCCAUUCUGACUGGGUCAACGCCGUACGUGUUGACAGUGCCUCACGAACUGUUCUAUCUGCUUCAGACGACUGCACAGUCAAGCUGUGGGAUCUCGACUCCAAGCAAUGCAUUCGAACUUUCCAAGGUCACGUUGGUCAGGUACAACAAGUCAUUCCAUUGCCAAAGGAAUUCGAGUUUGAAGAGGAUCACGACGCAGGUCACGAGGAAGAUAGUAACGCGUCCGUCUCCGGAGAUGAGUCACCCUUGCGUCAAGAGCCCUGCUCUCCAGGAGCGUCGUUCUUUGAAGGUGACCGUCCUGCACCUCCACGAUAUAUCCUCACCAGCGCUCUCGACUCGACUAUUCGCUUAUGGGAAACCUAUAGUGGACGCUGCCUACGCACCUUUUUCGGGCAUUUGGAAGGCGUCUGGGCAUUGUCUGCCGAUACGCUGCGCAUUGUGUCUGGUGCCGAGGAUCGAAUGGUGAAGAUAUGGGAUCCUAGGACUGGCAAAUGCGAACGUACCUUCACUGGACAUUCCGGUCCCGUCACCUGCGUUGGAUUGGGUGACAGCUGUUUUGUGACAGGCAGCGAAGACUGUGAAGUACGCAUUCAUAGUUUCAAGAACUGAAACAUUCCCAAUGUUCUCUACCUACUUUUUAUUCGACUGUUUUCUCUUCGUUUUUCUGCUUCUUCUCCCCGUGUGGGACAAUAUAUUAUACCCUGCUCAGCAUUGCGAAGGUUCGACAAGCAUUCUUCCUCCUUUUUACUAGAGUUUUUGUUCUAUAGACGUCAACGGAUAUGGGAUUCUCGGUUUUUCUAUAGGGCAGGUUAUCCCUCGUGAAGAAAGGCGUUUGGCUUUUUUGUACAUAACUUAUUCUCAGUGCAUGUACGGUCAAAUUCGGGAGUUAAGUGACUUCCAUGGCCAUCAAGAAUUAGCAUUCG